Anopheles gambiae (African malaria mosquito) is the source of this 1645-nucleotide messenger RNA. RefSeq lists its product as uncharacterized. NCBI's taxonomy places the organism in Eukaryota, Metazoa, Arthropoda, Insecta, Diptera, Culicidae. The transcript is spliced from 2 exons. The record is from RefSeq and is a predicted model, not a curated record. The coding region runs from base 1 to 888 and encodes 295 amino acids.
AUGUCGCGUGUGCCAGUCAGUAGCUCCUAUUCCCGUCCAAGAUCGGGACUGGCCGAUGCUGCGGUUGACAACGUACGGCCGGAAUCGCUCGCAAGCUUAGGUUCGCUGGCCCCGUCUCUCAGCCAAUACGCGCUGGGAAAUGGUGCUGGAACCGUCGGUGCAGUGGCCGGUGGAGAAUCAUCGAUGGCACGCGGCGCUGUCGAUGGGUUCACGGCAACCCCGGUCGGUCAGCUGGGCGUGACGGCUUUUACGGAGGGCAUCUACACGGAAGGAGGCCACAUUAACCCGGCAUUCAGCGAGGCUAUGACGAACAGUGCUGGCCAGAUGAUGACGGAACUGGUCGGGGAGGAAACGAUGGACAAGAUGGAAAGGAUGGAGCAGAAAAUGGCACGCGCCGUGGAUAAGAUUACCGAUGUGGAGGUUUCGGCCGGCGAGCUGGCGAUGGUGGCUGGCGUGAUGGACUACCUGCCCGAGGGCGAGGAAGAACCAGCGGUGCCCGAGGACGUACCGGAUGCUGGGGAGACGCCGGACCUGUUUACCACGCCGCUGGAAGAGCCGGUAGAGGCGGACGUGACCGUGCCGGACAUGCAGGAGCUGAACGUGGGAGAGCUGGGACGGAUGGGCGAACCGACGGAGGAAUACAUUCCACAGAUGGAGGACGCUGGUGAUGCCGAUGCAGAUGGUUGUUGUUGCUGCUGCUGCUGCGGCGAGGACGGUGGCGAUGAUCUGUGCGGCUGUGACGAUCUGUGCGACUGCGGCUGCGGCAGCUGCUGUGGUUGCGGCGGACUGCUGGGCUGCGGUGACUGUGGGGACUGUUUCGGCUGUGGCGAUUGUAUCGGGUGCGCCGACUGUGCCGACUGCUGUUCGUUCGACUGCUCCAUAAUGUGAGCCUAAGGCCUGGUUACUUCUCGAAGGAGAGAGAGAGAGAGAGAGAAUGGAGAGAAACUAGUGCAAUCGUUACACCCGUCCGUUUCUAACUCAUAGCCACGCACUAGAGUUAGUUUGUAUGUGUGUGUGUGUGUGAGAGAGAGGCAGAUGGAACGAAGAGUGUGUGGUGCUAAGGCCUACUGCGUGUUCUAUUGCUGCUAAAGUGUACAAGUAUGUACAGCAAAAUAGAAUGUAAAAGACCAGCUAAAGUCCAUCUCGGUUGUCCAGUUGUCAUACUACUAACGUAAGCAGAUUAGCCUAGCGGACCUAAUUUAGUGUAUCAUAUUGAGCUGAACUUAGGAUAACAAAUUAUGGAGCUUUCCAUUUCUCACCGGGCAUAUGAGACAGGGACCCGAGCGUGUGUAUUGAUCCUCAGCUCCGGUGUGAGCAGAGAUUCGCCUCUAAACUGUAAUCCACGUGUGUCACAAAAUAUCUCCUCUAGCUAGGGUUUCCCUCUUUUUUAAUGCAGGCUAAGGGGAUGGUACAGCGGCUAGAAAGCUGGUUGUAAGUUAACACAGUGUAAUUUUUGGAAUAGUUUGUUUUUGUUUUAUCCCCUUAUCGGAACGUUGAAUACCGAUUGCUAGCCAAGCUGAGCCUUCCUACCCGUUUGUGUUCUGUAUUUCCCUUGAGCUUAUAUGAUAAAUGAUAUACGAAUUUAUGUACGAGCGUGUGUGCUACUCGCAUAAAAGUAGAAAUAAGAUAAGUUUUACAUUUUGUA